Messenger RNA from Acytostelium subglobosum LB1, 525 nucleotides. RefSeq lists its product as hypothetical. The transcript is spliced from 2 exons. NCBI's taxonomy places the organism in Eukaryota, Evosea, Eumycetozoa, Acytosteliales, Acytosteliaceae. Bases 1 to 525 code for a protein of 174 amino acids. The record is from RefSeq and is a predicted model, not a curated record.
AUGAUAUUCAUUGUGUUUGUCAAGUACUCAAUCACAAGGUUCAAUAUUAGCAACUGCCCGUACGUCACAUCAUGGCAAUCUUAUUGGACCGAUCAACGAAAGAUAAGAUAUAAUCGAGCAGCAUUGGCCAUUGGACUCAUCUUCUCAGUCGCUCUGACCGGUGUCGUCUCAUUCCAAUACUCGAACGCACCCUGGGCACAUAUGGUCUUUGCCUCCAUCUACUUCAUUGGUGGCAUGGUAUACAUCUGUCUACAAACCAUCCUUGACCUCAAUGUUCACGCCAAUCCCGGUCGAGUCAUGACCAUCCGUGUCAUCAUAUGCGCUCUUUGUAUACUUUUCUUCCUUCCAUACUUCAUUCUCCAAUUCUUCACGUCGGCUAUCAACCAAGACAUGUCUGCACUGUUUGAGAUACUGUGCGCUGUCACUCAGUUCAUCUACUUUGUGAGCUACUACUAUGAGUUUGAUCAGUUCAAGAUGAAGAUCGACUUCCACUAUUCACAACCAGAGCGUCAGAACUUGCUCUGA